AUGACGGAAAGGAUGGAUCGCCGCCGCGGGAGCGCGCUGCGGAAGCGGCCGCCGGCGAUAGACGCGACGCGCGCCGAGUCGGAGACGGGCGAGGGCCGCGAGGAGCCGGUGAGCCCGACGGGGCGGCUGUUCCGGGAGCCGCACUUCAGCUGCUACAUCGUGUCCGUGUUCGGCCUCGGCGCGCGGGUCGACCUGGCCGCCGUCCGGGCCGGGCUCGAGGCCACCCUUGCGCGCCACCCCCGCUUCUGCAGCAUCCAGGUGAUGGACGAGCUGGAGGAGGACGCGAGGCCCAAGUGGGUCCGGACCACGGUGGACCUCGACGACCACGUCGUCGUCCCGGACCUGGAGCCCACCGGCACGUCGGCAGACCCAGACAGGGCCCUGGAGAGCUACGUGUCGUCUCUGUCCACGCGCCCCAUGGACCACUCCCGCCCGCUCUGGGAGCUGCACGUCCUCGACUUCCCCACCUCCGACGCCGACGCCGCCGUCGUGCUCCGCGUGCACCACUCCGUCGGCGACGGCGUCUCGCUCCUGUCCCUCUUCAUCGCCUGCACCCGCCGCGCCGCGGACCCGGACGCGCUGCCGGAGCUGCCGGCCACCGCCGCCCCCCGUCGCUCUGGCCCCGUGUACGCCCUGCCUUCGGGCCCGCUGCUCGCGCCGUCGUCAUGGGGCGCCCUGGCGGCCCUCGCCGCGUGGGUCGUGUCGCUGCUCCUGCUCGCGUGGCACACGCUGGUGGACAUUCUGUGCUUCUCCGCGACGGCGACGUCGAUGCUGCGCGACCCGCCCACGCUGUUCAAGGGCGCGGAGGGCGUGGAGUUCCGGCCCAAGCGCUUCGUGAACCGCACGCUCAGCCUCGACGACGUCAAGUACGUCAAGAACACCAUGAACUGCACGGUGAACGAUGUGCUGCUUGGGGUGACCUCUGCGGCAUUGUCUCGGUUUUAUUUUCGGAAAACAGGAGAAAGUGGUAGAAAGAGCAUCAAGGUGCGGUCCACUCUUCUUGUGAACCUGAGGAAGACGCCCGGUCUACAUGCACUGGCUACGAUGAUGCAGUCCGGCAAGGACAACGGCGCCGAGUGGGGGAAUCGGCUUGGCUACAUGAUACUCCCGUUCCACAUAGCCAUGCACGACGACGACCCUCUCGAGUACGUCCGGAAGGCCACCAAGGUCGCGCGCAGGAAGAAGAGCUCCAUGGAAUCGAUCUUCACCUACUGGAGUGCGUCCAUGAUCAUGAAAAUCUUUGGAAUCAAGGCAGCAGCUUCUCUGUGCUACGGCAUGAUGAGGAACACCACCCUGUCCUUCUCCAACAUGGCCGGUCCAACCGAGCAGGUGGUGUUCUACGGCCACCCGAUUGUCUACAUUGCCCCCAGCGUCUAUGGCCACCCACAUGCACUGACCAUGCAUUAUCAGAGUUACAUGAACAUUAUCAAGCUAGUACUAGCAGUAGAGGAGGAACAGUUUCCGGAUGCUCAUGAGCUUCUGGAUGACUUUGCCGUGUCUCUCAAGCUCAUUCGGGAGGCAGCUUCAGCAAAAAACACAAGACACACAUAA
Triticum turgidum subsp. durum (durum wheat) is the source of this 1551-nucleotide messenger RNA. The record is from the annotation of a GenBank genome assembly. NCBI's taxonomy places the organism in Eukaryota, Viridiplantae, Streptophyta, Magnoliopsida, Poales, Poaceae.